AUGUCUGCCCAACGAUCCCUUUCAGAUCGCAAUCGGCUGUGUGGUCCAAACCUGCGUCUGUCUGUUACAAAUUUGGCGACGGGGAUGGGAUCUCCUAGGAAAGAUUCCGGAGAAUACAGCGACGACGAAAUUGCCAGCCCACCGACUAUCAGGAGUCGUCUACCGCAAGUCACAUUCACGGCUGCGCCGGCAAUACAGUUGGAGCCGCCACCGCGAUUUGAAGCUGGAACCAAUUUGACACUAUGGCAGACGAAGAUGCAAAGAUUCCUGCGUCGAGUGCCGACAGAAGAACACAGUCUGUGUAUCCUGUAUCUUUUAAGUGAUCAGGUACAAGAAUUACUGAUCAUCGAGAACGUGGACGAGGACUCCCCUCCAGAGUCCAGCUUGAGGGAAAUGUUCCCAGGUCAGGUAAACCAUCCCUCCCUCCGACAUCAAUACUGGCGAAGAGACCAAAGACCAGGGGAGUCGGCGGAACAAUAUGCGAACGAAUUAGGAAUACUGGUCAGUUGA
This is a messenger RNA of Echinostoma caproni, 510 nucleotides long. The record is from the annotation of a GenBank genome assembly. Lineage: Eukaryota; Metazoa; Platyhelminthes; Trematoda; Plagiorchiida; Echinostomatidae.